AUGCAUUCUCCCUCCUCUCAUCAUUGGCAGUGCCUCAAACGUCUACUCCGCUAUGUUCGUGGUACUAUCUACUAUGGCCUGGCUAUCCGGCGGUCCUCUCUACCUAUGCAUGUCACCGCCUUUGCUGACUCUGACUGGGCCGGGAAUGCUGAUGAUCGCACAUCCACCUCCGCCUAUCUUGUAUACCUGGGCUCCACUCUCAUCUUCUGGCGUUCUCAGAAACAACGGACGGUGGCCCGCUCUAGCAUAGAAGCUGAAUAUCGUGCCAUUGCCCAUGCGACGGCUGAGCUGGAAUGGGUUCGCAAUCUCUUACAAGAACUUCAUCAACCCCUCCCAGGGCCACCAACUGUCCUCUCUGAUAAUCUCGGUGCCACUUACUUCAGUGCCAAUCCGGUUUUCCACUCUCGCAUGAAGCAUUUGGCUCUUGACUAUCAUUUUGUUAGACAACUUGUGCAGUCUGGUCGUCUCAGUGUCCGAUAUAUACCGACUGCACAGCAACUGGCCGACACAUUGACCAAACCUCUGCCGGCCACUCGGUUCCUACUUCUUCGAUCCAAGAUUGGCGUCGUUGACGCCUCCUCCAUCUUGCGGGGGCGUAUUAGAGAAGAAAAAGAAUAA
Molecule: messenger RNA, 618 nt
Organism: Linum trigynum
Lineage: Eukaryota; Viridiplantae; Streptophyta; Magnoliopsida; Malpighiales; Linaceae
Source: the annotation of a GenBank genome assembly